AUGUGUAGUAGUAGUAGUGAUAGAAGUUAUAGUGAUAGUAGUGAUGAUGAUUUACCAAAAGAACCAUUUAAUCCAUUAAAUUUAGCAUAUCAUAAUAAAUAUAAUAAACAUAAACAUAGAGAUAGACGUAGUCGUUCUAGAGAUAGAGAUAAACAUAGAGAUAAGGAUAAACAUAGAGAUAGAGAUAGUCGUUCUAGAGAAAGAGAAGAAGAUAAGUGGAAACAUGAUUUAUAUGAAAGUGAUAGUGAAAGAAUAAAUUAUGAAAAUAAAUAUAAAAAAUCUAAAUCUAAUCAUAACAACAACAAUAAAGAAAAUAAUAAUGAUGUUGAGAUAAAGAGUAUAACUAGAAAAGGUUGGAAAUCAAGAGCUGGUGGUAUAUAUAUACCACCAGAUGAAGAAUCUGAUGAUGAUUUAUAUACUAAUUAUAUACCAAAUCAUAUUUAUGAACGUCCUGAUCCAUCAUAUACACUUGAUUAA
Molecule: messenger RNA, 477 nt
Organism: Theileria annulata
Lineage: Eukaryota; Apicomplexa; Aconoidasida; Piroplasmida; Theileriidae
Exons: 1
Coding region: 1-477 (158 amino acids)
Source: RefSeq, a predicted model, not a curated record